Macadamia integrifolia is the source of this 2207-nucleotide messenger RNA. Its product is annotated as E3 ubiquitin-protein ligase APD2-like. The record is from RefSeq and is a predicted model, not a curated record. The coding region runs from base 269 to 1684 and encodes 471 amino acids. Lineage: Eukaryota; Viridiplantae; Streptophyta; Magnoliopsida; Proteales; Proteaceae. The transcript is spliced from 10 exons.
AUUCCGAGGAAGAAGAAGGGAGCCAUGACUGCUUGGUACUGAGGAAGAAGAAGGGAGUCGUUAGUCGUGACUGCUUGGUAUACCUUACGCUGUCUCAACCUGUCACGUCUUGCUCUUCAAUGGCCACGCCACUUCAACUCCCAAAAUCCCCUGGUUUCUUAGGGUUUUGGCACCCCUUGUUUCAUCUGUUUUGCUCAACCUCUUCUGUCUUUCUCUUUCCCGUUUCUCGUUCUCCUCCUCGGUCGCCUUUCUAUCUGGGUUUCUCAGGAUGGAAGAAGAACGAGAUGUUGCUCUACCUGUAUCUUAUACUUCUUCUUCUUCUAUCCACGUCAGUGGUGACCUUUCAGGCUCUGCUCCUUCAUCUUCUUCUUCUUCUUCUGAGUCCGUGCAGGAAGAAGAGAAUCAUAACGAUCAAGAGCAGACACCGGAGCUCCAGCAGCAGAGGACGAGUGUUUCUUAUCGAGUGAACAUCUCGAUAUCCGACGUGACUUCGACCGAGAUGAGGGAAGAUGCUUGGUCAUUCUUAGUGGUGCUCCUCACUUUCUGGUUCUUCUCAGCAUCCAUGACUGUGAUUAUGGGCUUUUACGGUUCUAUAAAUCUCCAAUUGGGUCCGAGCUACUCCCGACUUGUGCAAGUUAACACCAUCUUUGUGCAGAAUAUCAAGGUGCAAGAAGUGGUUGAUUCUAAACCUGGGCCAAUCCUGUAUGGGUUUUACAAACACCCCCCUCUCGAUGUUGAGACCACUUGGUCUGAAACCCGUAACAUUUCUAUUUCACCAAACGAUUACAAGGAGUGGUUAUAUUACCUGAAUGAAGGGUCUGAAAUUAAUAUUUCAUACAGUGUGAAAUCCCAGAGCUCCUCCCCCUUAUCCCUUGUAAUUGCUAAAGGUAAAGAAAACCUAGUUGAAUGGUGUGAGGAUCCGUCAUAUCCUAAUACAACUUUGUCAUGGAACAUUGUUCAUGGAGAUGGUGUGAUCCAACAGAAGAUUUUCACGUCUUCUGAUUACUAUGUUGCAGUUGGAAACAUGGAUUCCGAGGAGGCAGAGAUGCAGUUGAACCUCAGAGUACAAGCCGUCCUGUACAAUACAACAGAGGCAUAUUACAAGUGCUCUGUUUCUCACAAUCUGUGUAGUUUGAAGCUUUUCCUUCUGGGUACAAAUGUUGCUGUUUUAACUGCUCCUGACCCCAGACAGGCUACUGAUGAGAACUGGUACAUUAAACUGUCAUAUGGACCAAGAUGGAUCGCAUAUUUUGUUGGCUCAGGUGGAAUGACUAUACUCAUCCUAUUGACCUAUAAGAUCUAUAACAAGUUCCAAUCCACUGUUGAAGAUGAAACUCAACAUCAAUCAGGGGAUGUGCGAUCUGAGAGAGAACCAUUGCUUUCACCGAAAGAUGAUCUUUCAAGUUUGGGUUCUUCUUAUGAUUCCGUGUCACAUGAUGAGGAUCUUGAAGAGUGGUUUGCAGAAAACUCUCUCGACUCUAAACCUCUAAAAGAUGGGAACAAUAUCAAUAAUCCACCUCGUCUUUGUGCAAUUUGCUUUGAUUCGCCAAGGGAUUGCUUUUUCCUUCCGUGUGGCCAUUUGGCGGCAUGUUUUACAUGCGGGACUAGGAUUGCAGAGGAAGCUGGCACAUGUCCCAUUUGUCGCAGGAAAAUGAAGAAGGUGAGGAAGAUAUUCACAAUCUAAUAGGUGUGCAUAGUGGCAGCUUUCUAGUAACGACUUCCAACAAUCAGUUGGUUACUUGGGGAAAAUCUGAUCUUUCAUUUCUUGUAUAUACUUGAUGAGCUUUCAUUCGGAAGGUGAUGACGAUCAGUAGUUUUGAUUGAAGAUGCAUUAAUUGGUCUUGUAUGUGUGGGUUUCUUCUCCUUUUUGAUGAGUCAACAUGGUAUUGAAGAAAGCAUGCUCAGAUUCAAAUAUGGUCCACUUCAAGAAGGGAAUGGUUGAGCCAAAGAAUUUUCUCAGUUGGGCUGCCACUAUCUAUUAUUGUAACUUGAUUUAGUAAUAUGAUUCCAUGCAUUGAAAUGGCGAAUGUUUAUACUAAACUGCACCAGUAAUGUAUCUCACUUGGUUUCCCAUAGUCUGGAAUUCUAUUCAAUUCAUGUCUGGUUGUGCUAAUUUUAGAAGCAACCCAGUAUUCUCUAUGGGUUUUGUAUGAAUCAGGGUCCGAGAAGUACUCCAUAAUGAAAAGUUAAAACUUCUUUUGUCUGUA